AUUUUAUAGCUGCCACUGCAUAUGUCAUGUUCUUUACUGUCAGAUAUAGCCAUAUAGUUUGAUCCGGUUACCAAAAAGCAUUCAAAGUGCAGAUUAAUGCAAGCUUGCCCUGCAGUGUGUAUUUGGAUUUGAAUGGUCCCGUUGUUAAUGCAGGGCAAGAUAGUAUGACAUUCAUGAUCAGAAUAAAUUAUAAGCCUAGAAAUUGAAUCUUUUAGCCAUUGUCAUAAGUUAUGCUUGGUCUGAAUUUCUGUAGAAGUUUUCUUUUUCUUUUUUCCCCCUCCUUUCUGUUUUGUUUUGUUUUGUUUGUUUGUUGUUACGAGAGAUGAAAUCAAAGACAGAGUUGAUCUCUGAGGAGAACACAAACACCCUCAAUUAGGCUGCAGGAUAAGUUAACAUGCCGAGCGUUGUAGUAGUCAUGACUGUCAACAAUGGACUUUUUGUGCAUAAUUGACUGGCCAAGGUUUUCACGUUGUAUAGGAGGACAUGUCGACUGCUGGCGACAGGCUGGCGUUUGAAAGAGUAAAUAAAACCGAGUCUAUCAUCAAACAGGUCUUUUAUUUAUCAGUUUUUAAUUGGUGCUUUUGAAUAAUGCGCACAUGUUAUAUCAAUGAAGAGUUUUAUGAAAUGAGACUUUUGUUAUAGACUAUAACGUGAAGGCUAUGAUUGAACAAAAAUCUAUUGCACAUAUGAUAUCAAUGAAGAGUUUUAUGAAACAGGAUCUUUUCUAUUGAUCUCUUCUUAUAAAGAACAUGGUUAUAAAAAUACAUUUAAGGUGUCCAGGAGAUAAAAAAAAGAGAAAAAGCUUUCAUGUUAAUUCAGCCCUAAAUGAAUUGCUAUUCUUUAUCACAAUAUUGCUGUUUGUUCCAUCUUGCCAUUAUCCCUGAAAGGAAUGUCUGUAUGCACAGUGUGCGGGGUGUAUAGGCAAUCACAGCUCUGAACGAGUGAAACCGGUAAUGGGGGACAUUGUGCAUGUGCAUUCACAGGACAAGAGAUUUCGUCCACUGACCAUGCCAUAAACCCACGUCUGCUGUUCACAGCAAUUGGUGACAACUCAUGGGGAAGGAAAACCCUGUAAUCUAGGUGUGAUCAAUAUGUUGGCAAGUUUGUAGCCUUACCAGUCGCUCUGAGUGUUAUCACACCAGCUCCACGAGAUAUAUAUAUAAAAAAAAAUUCAAACAAAAACACCUCAGCAUUGAAACGUCUCUGAUCCCCGUCUUGCAUGUUUUUAUUGGCAAUACAAUGAGGCACGCAAGUUUUUACUCCACUUAAAGUAUGUGGCCCAACAAUGUGGAACAACAGUGUAUAAUGGAGAUCAUGAAAUAAAAAUAAACAAGAGAAAAGUUUUAUAUACAAGUUCAGUUCCAGAGGGAUUUACUGCUGUUGUCAAGCUGCUUGUUUAACUCGUGCCGUGCGUGCGUGUUGUGAAUGGAUUGAUACGAGUUGUGGUCAGUUUUCCAAUCAUUACCUGUCACUGAAUGAGACGAUCGGAUGAUUGCCACGACACAGUAACCAGAUAUGUUAGAAUCAGAAGAUGACAAGGAACCGAUGUUGAAUGUGGAUGGAAGUAUUCACAUACCAGCUGGUAGUAACUACCUGCUGCGCCUGUAUUCCAACCAUGGGGUCCGAGUUCGCAUGGUCCACAGAAACCAUUCCCAGAAGAUCCCAACGGUGCGGGAAUUGAUCGAACGACUCUCUAAGAAACAUGAGAAACUGCUGCUGGAGGAGAUGGAGCGAUCGAAAGCGGAGAAACAUAAAAGCAGAAGUAUGAGAAAUUCUCCACUCCGGAAAAUAUACGGCAAGAGAUGUUCUUACUCGUUGUUGGGGGAAAACAAAUACCUCGCUUUCAGGAAUCGGCCCCAAUCAGCUAAUAAUGGACACGUCAGAAGUUCUUCCAGCACACCGACCGUUCCCUACACAGCAGCUGACCUAGCAUAUUCCGACGUGAACAAACAGGCCGGGGACCUCACCACCACUGAUCUAGUCUGCUUUGACAGGGAAAAAGAGAAAAAUAAAUUUCGAGAAUUUGACGCAUCGAACCGACAACACUCUGGCAAGAACAACUCUAGACGAUCCAUUUCUUUAGAAAAAGUGAAUUUUGAUAAUGACAAAGAUGAGUUACGGCCAAUUAAAAACACAUUCUCCACAAACAAGCAGAACCAAGGCAGACCUAAUGGCUUGAGGGGAAAUUUCAUCAGGACUGACCAGUUGCUCAAUCCAAAAAAUAAUGUGUCUUUUCAAAGUGUUGGAAGGGAGCCAGAAGACCUUAUAGCGAUGGGAACUAUAUGGAGUCCUAACGUCCAGCAACGUAGUUCCACCACCACCACAGCUAGCACCAAGUCACUGGCACUACCACCAUCAUACAACACACUGGCAGCCCAACCCAUCCGCAAAGGUCCCAAUGGUCUAACCGCACGCCCACUGCUGGGCAGCCAAAACCAAUCUACGUCAAAGAAAGAAGUUGAACCAAGGUACAGUGAUCCUUUGACGGGAGCUCCGGCUUCCUUCCAGCAAAGACUAAUAGAGUUAUCUUCUCUUGAAUCGGAGACGAUUAGAUGGGAACGAACUAAGAAAAUUAAGAAAAAGUCAAAGGCAGAUCGUGAUUCAUGAUGCAUAUGUUUUUUUAAAAUAAGAAUUUCCAUUGUGUCACGUUAGUGUGAACCUGGCAGCAAUGAACAUGCAAUAUCAGCCUUGUAUAAGAUGUCACCAGUCUUGUUAUUGCACAUGAUAAUAUGUUCAUGGAAAGAAAAGAAAAGAAAAAAAAACCCUGAAAAGAUCUUAUCGAUACAACCAGAGAUCAGUCAUUUUGUUACAGUAUAGAUUAAUUUUUGUGUCUAAUGAAAAUGAAAAAAAAAUCCAGUGAUUAAGAUAUUUUUGUUUGUUGACAUUACUGAAGUAUUAUUGAAAAAACUACUGAUAUUUCCAUUCCAUGCUUGGCAGCUUAUGUUAGGGAGUAUGACACUUAAGAAUGCAGUAAAAUAGUGGCUUGAGCAUCAAGAAUUCAUAACAAUAGCAAAACCACAGGAAUGGAAUGUCUCUUGGUAUGGUUUUAACAAGGUGCAGGAACUCGCCAACAAAAACAGUGGAGCUGCCUCUGUUGGUAUUUUGUUGAUAUUAUUGGCACAGUUCCUCCACAGAGGGAUGGAACAGCUGAACUCUAAUUGCUGUUGUGCCAAAUCUCAUUUCAGUGGGACAUCUCUAUUAGCUGGCCCAGUGCUUGUGAAACUUUUAUGUCUUAGACUUGAUGCUUUAAUAAAAUCUCACCCAUAAGAAAGGUCUGUAGACAUUACUUAAAGUCUUGAAGGUUUAUUUAUAAGCAUGGUUCCACAGAUGGAGCAGAUGUCAAGAUUCUUGUGGCUGUUGUACAGAAUCUCAAUGCAGACAUGCAAGAGUGUACCAUGAAAGGAAUACAAUGACUGUGCUGAAGAAGGAAUAGAAUGACUGUACUGAAGAAGGAAUACAAUGACUACUGAAAAAGGAAUACAAUGACUGUACUGAAGAAGGAAUACAAUGACUGUACUGAAGAAGGAAUAGAAUGACUACUGAAGAAGGAAUACAAUGACUGUACUGAAGAAGGAAUACAAUGACUACUGAAAAAGGAAUACAAUGACUGUACUGAAGAAGGAAUAGAAUGACUACUGAAGAAGGAAUAGAAUGACUGUACUGAAGAAGGAAUACAAUGACUGUACUGAAGAAGGAAUAGAAUGACUACUGAAGAAGGAAUAGACUUGAUGUUCUGUAGAAUCACUCAAUACAAUAAGACAAUACUGAACACCACAUUGAAAUCUUAUGAUUCUGUUUGACUGGAAAAUUUUUUAAAUGUGCAAAAAACCCCAAGAAAAAACCUGGUUAGGCAUUGUUAAGUUGCUGCUAUAUCAACUUCACCUCAAUGAGGUCAGACUUAUAGUAUUACUUUCCUGUUAUCUGUGAUAUUUCAUUCUGUCAUUCAUUUGCUGCAUAUUCACUCUUUGUCCAGAAGCAUCGGAAAUCAUUAUGCGACAUUCAUGCAAGAUGGAAACCAGCACUGAAUACAUGAGAUGUAUGAAGACUCUUAAUGGACCAGUUCUGAAGAUUAAUUAUUGUAUUGUGCUUACAUUUGUCAGGACAUAAGAUACCUCAGUUGUAAGAAGAACAAAAAUCACAUCUUCAGGCGUGAUAUGUUGAACUGAAGUGACAGCAUUUCUUCUCUGUAUUUUUCAACUGUUUAACACGGCGCUAUAUACACAUUCAGCAAUUUAAGCCAAAAUAUUGUUAUGAUGUAUUAAAAUUUGUGUUUUAUUUA
Messenger RNA from Gigantopelta aegis, 4279 nucleotides. RefSeq lists its product as uncharacterized. The transcript has 7 exons. NCBI's taxonomy places the organism in Eukaryota, Metazoa, Mollusca, Gastropoda, Neomphalida, Peltospiridae. Bases 1516 to 2607 code for a protein of 363 amino acids. The record is from RefSeq and is a predicted model, not a curated record.